AUGACUCGCAACGAGCCCCAGGAGCCCCGUAAUCGCUCCAAUAGCCUGUCCGCCGCAUGGUCCUACCUCUGGCGCGGUUCAAAGCAACAGCAUUCAAAUCAUCCUCAACAAACACAUCCUCAGACCAACGUCCCCAGUCGCUCUGCUAAACCUGUAACCAUCAAGGAAGAAGAAAGCGAUGACGACGAGGACAGAGCCUUGGGUAAGGGGAUCACCCGGAAAGUUUUACCCCAACAACGCCGCUCGACUUCCAGUGUGCAAUCCAGCCCUGCAGGGAGCUCGACCACAUCGCCAAGGAUCGAACCCUCCAGGACGUCCCUCAAUCUACAACGCCAACAACCACAGCAGCAGCAGCAGCAGCAAAAACAGCCAUCUGCUCUCGAGAGGAUCGCAAUACACAACGGCAACAUCAACAGUGCCCUAGCCUCCACCAUGCACCAUUCCAUGUCUUUGCCGCCUCUAAGCCGAGUCGGCGACAUGAAGGACGCGAUCUUCCACGAAAGCGCUUUGGCGCCUCUUGCAGAAGAAAAUCAGCAUCAUUACCAUCCUCAAUUGCAACAGCAGGACCGGCAGCGCCCUCGGCAUGGGCGUCAAUUGAGUGUCCCAGAGGUUUACAAACACAAAGGAACAACCACCCCUGGGACAGAGACGGCGACAACACAGCCCGACAGGCUGCACAAGAUGUUUUCGCCCAAGGACGGAUGUGGAAACGAAUCUGCUGACUCUACGGCGCACUCGACAGCAACGACGGGCGCACAUCGAUCCUCAUCUCCUGCAUCGUGCUGCUCUGUCUCGUCCGCGUCAUGUCCCUCACCUCCUUCAGACAAGGAGAGUAAUAUACCCGGCCCGUCUGCACGAUCGACUGCUGCCUUCAGGCCAAGCAGGGGCCUUUCUUCAUCUUCAUCCUCACCCUCGCCUCCGUCGGUCAUUGGACUGGGUCUUAUCGGCGUUCAUGGCUCGCAAGAGUCCUCGGACCUGCUUUCGCAGUUCGUCACACCUACAUCGGGCCCGUCCUACUUCGACAUCACCCCAUCCACGACUCACACGAAUCUAUCGCCUCCGCUUUCUAUGAAAUCAUCAGCCUUCGUGACCAAGACACCAGGACGUCGCGCGAAGCGAAUAUCUGGCAACAGUAUUUCAUCGACUAUCACCAAUGGCGGCAUGUCAUCUUCGCGGCGGAUCUCCUGCACAGACACGGCCAGUCAAAAUUCGGCAUCCUACAUCGAUGAACGCGAUGUCGAAGUCGACGAGAACUCUUUUUACAUUCAUCUCCAAAAGAUGCAGGAGCGAUACCAAGCGCAACAAGAGCCAGGUUGGCUCCGAACCCAACACGCCCUUCUUCAGGCCAAACACAGGAUACCGGGAUCGGGAUCCCCACAGUCCGAACACAAGAGUGUAUUUGGGGGUCGAAAAUCGGGUCUCCUGAAUGGGCCACAGCCGUUCUUGUCCCGCAUCCAUUCCAACAACAGCAGCCCCAACAAUAGUGACUACAGCUCCUCGCCUUCGUUCCAUCUGGGCUUUCAGCAUAACCGCCAGGGAGCUUCCGGGUUGGGCUCUACGCACCGCCACCAAUCCGUUCAGCCCUAUAAUUGUCUCCAACCUGGCAAUAUCAUCUGCGUGCCCAGGGAGCGAAGCCUGGGCGGUUUGGUCUUUCACAAGUCCUUUGUCGAAACACACAUUUUGACGCCUUCGCCGUAUUACCGUGGACAGUACCUUACAUUGGACCAUAAGGUUGUGGAAAUCGACAAGGAUUAUGUCCGGGAAAUAUCAGGAUUUGCUCACCCUCGUUCGGUGCAGAUUUUGGCAGAGGAGAUGGUGUACAAUGGGUCGUCCAAGAAGCCCCUCCGCGUAUUGGUUCUUGAGCGACCUUUAGAAGGGGACGGGAUUGUCCCUACAAGGCCCUAUGAUGGUCUUGUGAUGCCUAGUUUGCGCCAAUUUUCAAGUGAUUUGGCAUUCUUGGAGUCCCUUCCAGAGCUUAGUCGGGCACUGUGCGAUUUCAACAAUCUCUGCCAGGAAUUUGAGAACACCUAUGUCUACAUUCGCGGAUUUGCAGCCUACACCCUUGAAAAGCUGCGACUCAUUUACGGGAAAGCCCACCGCGACUGCGUCGGGGACUCUGUCAAACUGCAAAAAAUGCUUAACCGAGGCACCCAAGCGGAGCAGGACAGCUUUGCAGAGUUGAUGGAGAACAUCGUGCUGGGAAAGCUGUAUCAGAAGCUAUUUAUCCACUCACUUGUGCCUUGUUACUCGCAACGGGAUGUCGAAAUUGACGCCAUCAUUGCAAAAUACCAUCGUCACCUCUUCUCUAUUGGGGCUCAUCGAGGUAUCGACGGCGGGGCGUGCUUGGCCGCAACGGAUGGACCAAUGCUACAAGAGACCCUGAAGAAGCUAGGACUUUCGGAAAAGUGGCGAAACAUGCGUGUUGAUCACGCAUUGGACGGAGCAGCUGGUCUGUUCCGUGCCUGGGACCAGGAUUGUCAAUUUGACGCGUCCAGACCUUUUUCUUCGUCAAGACAGCAAGGUUUUGGGGCGAACCUGCUCCAGGAAACUGAGCAGGAGAGAAAGAGGCGGCAGCUGAGAGAAUCUUUGCGCAUUUUCGUCCAGGAUGAGAAGUACAGGGCCGAGCAGCGACAAGUCAACCAUGCGAUUGGGUCCCGUGAGAAUGAAAAUGAGAUUGAGGACGAAGAGGAGGAUUCUGCAGCGAACGCCGUAUGGAAUACACCCCUGGAGAAAGCACACUGCAUCAAGCUGGUCAUGGACAUGAUCGCUACUGUUGCAGAGGACCAUCUUAUGAAUGGACAGGGGUUCGGAUUUGUGCAGAGGAAGCGCUCAGAGGUUUCUGUUACUACGGAUGAUUUUAUACCCCUGCUUGCACUUGUUAUCAUCCAGGCAAGGAUGAUGCGUCUGGGCAGCAACAUAUUUUACAUCCAGAGAUUCCGCAUCAACACCCCUAAGUCGGAUCUGAACUUUGCCCUGGUGACGUUUGAAGCGUCUAUUGAGUUCCUCAAGACAGACCCACUAGGUCUCCUAGGUGCGGAGCAACCUUCGUCCGCCAGCCAGCAUUCGGUAUCGCGAAAUUCGUUCCAGGGUUCCCAGUCCCGUCUUGAGACCGAGCAGAGAAGUCCAGCGGAAGAGAUCCAGGUCCUUCCCUGGGGAACACCCUCUCACACGGGUUGGGGAUUCUCGCCUCCAAAGGCCUCGUCUGAAAUCCCGUCGUUCGAUUUGCUGACGUCCAACUCUGAAAAGAAUACUUCAAUGGCAACCCUUGCGGAGUCAUCGCCGAUGCGCCCACCUCUAAGUGGUCGUCUAAGCAGCGACUAUUCGCUACAGUAUCAGCAACGUCAUGCAAGAUCGAUCUCCAUGAAUUUUGAUGACCGCUAUCGCAGAAUGGUCCAGGGAGAAGAUGCAGGGAGUCUGUCGAGCAACAACAGCAGCUGGUCGAAAAGCCCAAUGCUCAGUCCCCGAUUCACUUCAGGAGCAAACUCACCCCUUGGAGCAAACCCCCUCAGCUACGGCGUGUUUCCAAGUUCUUCAGAAACUGGCCCUGGCUUGCUGAGUCGUCGACCAACACAUCAGCUGCAACAAAUAUCUCAGCGACACUCGCUCUCGGGUGGUCAGUUACCCAUAUGUACUCAGGCUCAACAGAAUGGUCAUCUUCACCGAAUCUCAUUUGAGCAAGGACGCGAGACCAUGAGUCGAUCGACAAUCUUGCCUCUUCAAUCUCCUAAUAUGACACCUCAGCUCGUGGUCAAGCCCCAGAUCAUGUUGCCACCACCAAAGACACCUCCAAUGAGCGGACAAAACACUUCGGGACGAGCGCGACCAAUUUCCAUGGUUAUGGUGGGAGCCCUUGCAUCUUCGGCAUACUCAAGCUCAUAUGGCGGACCCGGUACCAGCAUGCCUCGCAAGUCUUUCUCCUCCAACCAUUCUAGUCCGGCCACCAGCCCUCGACUGGGCCCCGGUUUGGGAAGUAGACCUGGUUCACGUUCCAACAGCCUUUUAUCAGGCCCGUUCCCGAUGCUGCGUGCCAACUCUAUGAGCACGGUCCUCACGGCCAGUGAGUUGUCGCACGGGUCACGGAUGUCUGACAAAUCCAGUGACCAGGCCGAGCUUAUGUCCCCAAUGUCUCCGAUGUCGCCGUGGUUGUCCAACGAUCAGGUUUUGCAAUCGCCUUCAAUCCCUUCCUCACCUACACAAAUGGGUGGGUCGCUGGCGCUGCCUGAACUGCUGUUUUCACUACAGCAACAGGAGCAGAAACAGCAGCAACAGCAGCAGCAACAGCAGCAGCAGUCUAAGACGCCACAGACUACCAAGUCAGGGUGUAGCCGGUCGGAAGGAACCGCACCAGGUCGUAUUCGCACAUCAUCCUCUUCCACGAUGUCAUCUAUCUCGACCCCUACGACCCCUUCCACCUUCUCUUCCGCAAGUGCGAGUACGUUACUGGAUUCAUUGAAUGCGAACGCACAGCUGGCAAGCCCUCCUACCACGUCAGGCCCUUCUUUUGUGAACAGCAAGGGUGCUCAUCCACUAGAGACUGCUCCCGCUUCAUCCUCCUCCUCCAUUGCUCCUUCCAGCAGUACAACAGGCAGCGUGCGUUCUCAGAGGUCAAGCAACAGCAGGCACAACUCGUUGCGAUUGUCUCUACCAAGACUGUCGCUCUCACCUUCAGCACCAUCUACUGCGUUUUGCAAAACCACAGUGACCGCAGCGGCUACCCACGCCACGACGAGCGUGGAUGACCUGGAACCGGCCUCGACAGUUCUGGAAACAGAUCAGUAUGAAAUAGCAACACCGACAGUGACGGUGGCGACCCCUACCGCAGAACUGCAGCCAAACGGCUGCGUUAAUGAAGGACUGGAGACGGAAUCGUCUGUGACGCCAAGAGAGACCACGGGAGCGCAUCAGAAGGUGGACAGCGGCAAGUAUAUCAGUCACCAUGGAGAGGAUAACAGCCAUAGCAUGGAUAGCACAGCCAGCACUGGCAUAAGUACCAUCAGCAGUGGCGGACCCAAGGCCUAUCACAAGACCAAUCAUAGCAUGGGCAACGGCGGCAAUAACGGCGCUAUCAUGGAGCACUUCAGUCAUGGUACUGCUCUGGAUUUCGAGCAGCGUUUCCGUGAUGAGUUCUGUCUCGAUCUACAGCAACAGCAACCAAUCCCGGAUGGCCGACGCGGGAGUGCAACGAGCUUGAGAGGCGCCAGACCGGUGAGCGGCUUCCAGCCCGAGAAGGUGAUCUUGCUCUGGAACCAGACCCCAGCGGGUAGUGCUGUUGUUGAAAACAAUGGGAACAACCACGGAGCUGGUGGUGCUACGACUGGAGGACAGCGCGUCAAGGGUAGUCUUGGCACCAACAACAGCCGGUUGACGGUGUCGAAUGGCGACUUGCCGUCAUCGUCGUCUGCAUCGUUGUACUCUCAUUCGCAUUCGUCGCGUCCGUAUACGCCGCGUCUGGGACAUGAUAUACCGGCGGCAGGGUCGUUUGUGAUGACGGAGGAUCCCCAGCAGCGGACACGCGAGAUGAUGGGGGACUUUUUGAGCGAGCUGGCUAAAGUCGAGGACGGUGAUGUGCUUGUAGGCAACGGACGCCAUGGGGUGAUGAUUCGCCAGUAG
Molecule: messenger RNA, 5610 nt
Organism: Gamsiella multidivaricata
Lineage: Eukaryota; Fungi; Mortierellomycota; Mortierellomycetes; Mortierellales; Mortierellaceae
Exons: 8
Coding region: 1-5610 (1869 amino acids)
Biological process (GO): early endosome to late endosome transport
Cellular component (GO): early endosome; transport vesicle; late endosome
Molecular function (GO): guanyl-nucleotide exchange factor activity; SNARE binding
Source: RefSeq, a predicted model, not a curated record